CUCCUCCGUUCGGCCCUCACCGCCGGCCGGUUGCGCCGCCAGUGGAUAGCCGCCCUGUUUCCGCGCCGCCACUCAACCCCAGCCAACCCCCCGUGCACUCGCCAGUGCCAGCCGCUCGUCCUCCUCCGCGGUCGCCGCUGCGCGCUCACUUCUCCUUUAGCUGGUGCCGGUCGGCGCUACUGCCCCAACAACCAGGUGCGAUCCAGUCGGGAGGGGGGAUUUGACUUCCCAACGCCGUCUCCCCCAAAUUACACCCGCCGACCAAUCCCCACUGAUGAGUGGCGAAGCAGGCAUGUCCCAUCAAUCAAACACUUCUUCCUGCUCAGAUGAUUCUGAAGAUGGAAACACCAUCAACCCAGCAGGCAAAUACAAAUACACUAUGGAAGAAUUCAUUGCUGAGCACAGUGUCAUGCACAAUUUACUUCGGCGGAUCAAUGUGAAGAUUCAGGCCAAAAUCAAAGCACGGCAAGGUGGUACAUCUCGCCGCCGGAAAGGUUUUAAUAGGAGAGUCAUAGAGAGAGAUCAUGGAGAGGGUCAUCAACGGCUUGUCACUGACUUCUUUUCUGAUGAUCCAGUCUAUGAUGAAAAAAUAUUCAGAACAAGGUAUCGCAUGAGUAGACCACUCUUUCUACGUAUUGUCCAUGCGCUAGGUGAGUGGUCUCCCUAUUUCACCAAAAGGGCAGAUAUCUGUUGUCGCCAAGGGUUAUCACCUUUGCAGAAGUGCACAGCGGCUAUUCGUAUGUUAGCUCGUGGCUCCCCAGCAGAUGCUGUUGACGAAUAUGUACAAAUUGGUACGAGCACAGCAAUGGAGUGUUUGGAGCGGUUUGCAGAAGGAGUGAUUGACAAGUUUGGCGGAGAAUAUUUGCGAGGCCCUACUAGUGUUGAUAUGCAGCAUCUACUACAAAUUGGUGAAGGCUACGGCUUCCCUGGCAUGUUGGGAAGCAUUGGUUGUAUGCACUGGGAGUGGGAAAGUUGCCCUCCUAAAUGGAUGCGCCGUCUUAAUCAUAGUGACCACGGCUUUGCCACGUUUAUUCUUGAGGCUGUUGCUUCACAAGACCUCUGGAUAUGGCAUGCUUGUUUCAAUGUUGUUGGGUCCAUCAAUGACAUCAGUGUUCUCAAUCAAUCACCGUUGUUUAUGGAAGUCUUGAAGGGACAAGCUCUCCCGGUGCAAUUCUCCAUCGAUAAGAGUCAAUAUGAUUUGGGAUACUACCUUGCUGAUGAAAUUUAUCCAGAAAGCACUGUAUUUGUUAAGACGAUGCCAUUCCCUCGAACAGAAAAGGAACGAUUGUUUGCUAAACAUCAAGAAGAGGCAAGGAAGGAUGUUCAGCGUGCAUUUGGAGUCCUGCAAUCUCGUUUCCCCAUUGUUCGUGGUCCAAUUCGCUUUUUCCAACGAGCGACUCUUGGAAAAAUCCUGCAAGCCUGUGUCAUACUCCAUAACAUGGCAGUUGAGGAUGAGAAAGACAUGGCAAGUGCUUAUUCUGAACCAAACGAAGCGUCAGGUAUAACGGUUGUUUUACCAUCAAACAUCAAAACUGGGCCUGCCAAUUGCUUAACUAAUGUACUUCAGAGGACUGCCACUAUUUGUAGUCAAGCAACACAUGGCCAGCUAAGAAGGGAUUUAAUUGAGCAUAUCUGGCAGCAGUUUGGGCCAUUUGGUGACAAGUAAAUAAGUUCUAGUAUUAUUAGUGUACGACGUCAUGUCGCUUGGUGGGUCACUGGGGCCAGUGAUCCGUCUGUUUUAUUGACAUCUAUGUGCUGCAUCAUAUAUAACAGAGAAACCAGUCUUUCGUGCGCUGUUAUCAAAAUUAUCGUAGUGGGCACUGUGGUGUUGAGCUUGCGUUGCUCAUAUUUCGAAAUGGCCACUCAUCGUUGCUAUUGUCAGUGUCUUGUGCAGGCUACAAUUGGCUUUUUGAAAGAAAAAAAGAAGCUAAUUGUCAGGAUACAAUGAGACAGGGCAUCUGACUGUGAGCUAUCAAUUCUGCCACUGGAAAUUGGAAAAACAAAUACCUUAUAUUUUCGUUCGCUUACAGAAGCAUAUCCUUUCAUCAGCAGCUUAUCAGCUGUCAGAGCAGAGUUUCAGUAAGAAGACAUAGAAACGUCUUAUUCUUGAAAGGAAUCGUCAAUCUGCAUAAGGAACUCUGUGCCUUUGCUGUAGUCUAUUCUAUAAAGAUUUCAGUGAAGUAUUAUGCUUCCGAAGUAAAAGAACAUCUUCAUCGCCCUACCUGAUUAAACUGUGGCAUACCUGAGUUAUCUGGUGCAACUGAGUAUUAUGAUAUUUUUUUUAUCAACAGUUUGAAA
This is a messenger RNA of Panicum virgatum (switchgrass), 2298 nucleotides long. RefSeq names its product putative nuclease HARBI1. The record is from RefSeq and is a predicted model, not a curated record. Bases 275 to 1666 code for a protein of 463 amino acids. The transcript has 3 exons. NCBI's taxonomy places the organism in Eukaryota, Viridiplantae, Streptophyta, Magnoliopsida, Poales, Poaceae.